Molecule: messenger RNA, 246 nt
Organism: Opisthorchis viverrini
Lineage: Eukaryota; Metazoa; Platyhelminthes; Trematoda; Opisthorchiida; Opisthorchiidae
Exons: 3
Coding region: 1-246 (81 amino acids)
Source: RefSeq, a predicted model, not a curated record
AUGAACAACGCAGUGUUCCAACCAAAAAACAAGUCACCAGCGUCAUGUCGUGGCAUCAUCAUCAUCAUCAUCGACAGCAUGACAUCAGUGUUCAACACCGAUGCUUCACUGCCGUACAACCAUGACUUAUUUGAAAGCCUUAUUAAUUGCGGAUUAUCUCGGAGUAUGCAAAACGUGAAAAAGUCAGCCGAUGCGCAGUUCCUCAAGACGGAGAACAACGACCACAUUGAUGGGAAGGAUGAGUAG